Messenger RNA from Funneliformis geosporum, 2115 nucleotides. NCBI's taxonomy places the organism in Eukaryota, Fungi, Glomeromycota, Glomeromycetes, Glomerales, Glomeraceae. The record is from the annotation of a GenBank genome assembly.
AUGGUGCAUUUGUUGAGCAAUUAUUCGUUAAUUUGUGAAAAUAGAUGUGUAUGUGAUUUCAGAAUAAAUUAUAGCGGAUGUGAAGAAGAAAUUUUAUUAAGAACUUUACAUUGGAUAUUAGUACCAUAUUGUACAUUAAUUAUCAUGAUUUCAAUUGGAUUUUUAUAUUAUAGAAAUUAUGUACUAAAACAAUCAUUUUGGUUACCUUCAACAAGAGAAAGAGGAUUUUUAAGACCAAAACCACAAGAAGUUUUUCACUUGAGUUCCAUCGUAUAUAACUUAUUCCACGUGAUACAUAUAAUUAUGGUCCUUUGCGACGCGUAUCCCAGUUAUUCUGCGGCUGAAGUUGGAGAAGACUUGGCUCGAGAAUUUGCACUCGGGAUCGUAUUAAUCUAUCCCAUAAGCAUAACUUAUUCGACGCCAACUAAUGAUUUGAAAACGAAUAGUACAAAUAAUGUCAUUCAUGCUAGCAGUUUUCCACAAAAUAAACUUAUAGUAGACAUAAUGGGAAUCAUAUUCUUGAUAGCACCCUUUUCAACGUUAUUUCCGUUAGCAUGGAUAUCGGGGCAUUACGCGGACCAGAAAAUUAUUGAAAAGGCCAUUUUUGUUAGUAAGAUUCAUACCGUUACGUGGACGGUUUGGGGGUUUAUAUUCCUUUCAAGCUUGACCUAUUUUUGGUAUAAAUUAAUCACAGUCAUAUGGAAUCAUAUUAAAGAUUUAAAGCGUAAGGAGGUUAGUGGUACUUCUGAUAUGCAAUGGACCGUUUCUACCUUAAAACGCGCUGCAAGAAAUUUGUGUUUAACAGUUUUUAUCUUUAUGAUUGUCUUUCUUGUGUUUUUGACAUUGUCACUUACAUAUGGAUUGUCUCAUAAAACAAAAACAUUGUUCAAUUAUAAUUUGAAUGUCACGUAUAUGAUCAUGUGGGAUUGUAUCAUUCCAAUAUUUUUCAGCUUGACGCAAGGUUUUUUCCUAUACAAAUUGGUAAGGCCAACAAAACAACAUCCGCCAAAUUCAUCCAUCGCAAGUAAAAUUACAUCGAUAACAACAAAAAGGGAUAACAUCAAUAAUAACAACAAUAAUGCUCCGAAAAAAAAGGAUCAUGAUUCUUCUUUAUAUGAUGAAGAAUCUUCGAUGGGUGGUUGUUUUGGUAUUACGACUACUACUCCUUUAACAUCUACAUUGAUGAGGACGCAUAGUUUCGAUUAUUAUAAGAAAUUUAAUCAUUCCAACACAAGUUUAGGACUAAAUGGAUUGAAUGCGGCGGCGAUAAACUCAAUAACCAAUAGCAUUUUAAGUAACAAUAACAUAGAAUUGAAUCGCGAUGAGACUUAUAAUAGGUUACAUUCAACUAGAUCUUUAUCAAGAUUUUGUUCACAGAAUGUUUCUAAUUCAACUAGAGACAAUGAUAAUUUAGAUAAUUUAAUAUACCCCUCGUCCUUGACUCCGAAAAAUAGUUUUUAUCGUAAAAGUUCCAUUCAACGACCUUUACUUACAUUUUCACAAGACGAACAAACCAAUGAUUCAAACUAUAAUUUAAACAACACCAAGAAUAUUAGUAAUGGUAAACGUAUUAGUACGGAAAGUGUGAGAAUAAGGAGAGUCAGCGUAAGUAGUGUUACAAAUAAUAGCAUAGGUGUUGGUACCAAUGGAAAUACUUCUACUACUACAAAUAACCCAAAUAAUGGUUUAAGCAUAAGGAGCAUCUCAAGUCAUAUUAAGCAUCAAAAGUCAUUUGAAAGUUCCAUGGAUUUAAUCACUGAAGAAAAUCACAGUUCUUGUCAACAGACCACCACUAGUACAAAAAGAAAUCGUAGUAGCGUUAGUGUGAGUAGAGAAGCAUCUGACAUCACUUCCAAUACCGUGAUAACAGCCUCAACGACUUUUUCUACGAGUACCACUAUAUCAAUGACUACCACCACCACCUUAAUAACUCCCGAUGCUGCUGCUGCUGCUAAAGCUUCUUGGGAUAAACCCGAUAGUUUGGAUGAUAGGCUUAAUGAAGGUGAAAGGGAAGAAAGGAAAAGGAUAUCAGAGUCAUUGGAAAAGCGUGAAUGGUUAGCUAAACGUCCUAUAUCUACAAUUGCUAGAAAAACUUUAAUUAGAUCAUCUACUUGA